This is a messenger RNA of Marchantia polymorpha subsp. ruderalis, 7462 nucleotides long. Lineage: Eukaryota; Viridiplantae; Streptophyta; Marchantiopsida; Marchantiales; Marchantiaceae. The record is from the annotation of a GenBank genome assembly.
UGCCACUGGGUUUGGUUGGGUCUCGGUCACUCUCUCGACACCACUAGGACCCGAACGACGAGUCGAGGACAAGGACGUGCAGGAGUGGAUGUCUUUGAAAGGCAGCAUGGGCGCCGUGCUGCGCUUCGGAAUUUGAUUGGAAGCAAGACUUCCCUCAAUUUGUGGAAUUUUGCGGGGAAUUUUGACGAGAUCGAAACGGAACGGCAUUUCAUUUCAUGUGCUUUGGUUCAAAAAUAGUAGUGUGCUGCAAAAUGUAGACGGAUGGUCGCAGACAGGAUUCAUACGCUAAGCUGAACAGCUGGUAAAAGAAACGAAGUCGGGGAAGGAGCACAAACAAGUGUAUAGUAUACUGGAGUUCGGCCUUACAGAGAUAAAUAAGAGGCAAGAUCGAUUUUUUAAAGAGCCCAGGGGUAUACAUUUUUAUGGGAUAUGGUUGAAUGUGGCAGCAGGAGUAUUCUCGAAGUCGGAAUUCUAGGCGUUUUGGAGAACUAGGACUCGCCUGAAAUCGCACGGCAACCAACAUGACUUCUCAUUUGGCUGCUCAACUCCAGGCAUUGGCUGUAGCCAAUGGUGCCUCUACGAAGGCCAAGCAAUCCACACGCCCAUCUCUGCUAUACCAUCCUUCCAAAGCAGCUGAUAUCGAUGUUCGCACCAUCUUCGAUGCAGCUGAAGCAGGUUUGGAAGAGCUUGUCCUUAUGGAUGGUCGCUUCAAAAUAUACCGGCAUUCGUUAUUCAACUCAAACAAAAUUUACGAGGACAGGGAACUGCAAACCAAAGAAGAAAACGAGAAGCUGGACACUCUUAUAUCUGCGUAUCUUCGAUUGUUAGCUGGCUACGUCCUUUUGACCCCGGCACAUAGCACACUGGAAUACCUCAUCAGACGAUACAAGAUUGAAGUCUAUAACGCAGAAGACGUGGUUCUAUGUGUUCUCCCCUGCCAUGAGACCACCUUGUUUGUGAGGAUAAUUCAACUACUUCACUUGAAAAAGACUCGCUGGCAUUUCUUGGACGCUCUGAAGGAAACAGGUGGACCUCCUCCCAGACAAUGGCUUGUAAAGAAAUGUACUUCGGACCUGUCAGUUUUGGAAGCUAUAUGUGACUCGGCCAUGUCUGUUUCAGCUUUAGCUGUAAAAGCGAAGACCAUAAUUUCUUUCACGUUCGUUGUCAUCAUUGAAACCCUGGCUGAAGUGCGUACGGUGACAUCUGAGAUAGUGAACAGGAUCCAACCCCUCAUAUUACACAGCUUGGACAAGAAAUUGGACGAGGACUACCGGGUUGGAGCUUUGAUGGUUGUUGGUGCAUUGGCAAAUAGGACUACGUUGUCGCAGUCAUUUGUUGAUGCAUUAUUUGAUCUCAUUGCCAGAGCUUUUGUGAGGGGCCUGAAGCGAGAUGGAGCUUCUCUUCUUCAGCUACAAAUUAUGGUCCUAAUUCAGCUGGUGCAGACUCAGGAAUUGGUGGCUUUCCCUUUGAAGGCAUUCAAAACUCUUGUGAAGACAAGAGAUUUUUUGUCCAUGUUGACUGAUCUUGCCAAGGUCUUUCACGCUCAAAAGUUUCUCAAGCUUUACGUUCAAGCUUUACUAGACCAUUGCUUGAUUAACGAGCAUUACGAGAUGGCUCUUGUUCAUGCCAUAAAUCUUCUUCCCUUGACCCACCAAGCGGAGACAAUGGUGGUGAAGCUUUUGGACCUUGGAUUCGGAAGCGAGGGAGAUGCUGACUCGUCAAAACUAAGGAACUUUGUCAAGAGGCUUAUACAAGCCGUCGAGACGCGAUAUCCUGUGGAACUGGACAAAGGAGUUAGUACCUUCUUUAGGAAUUCCAAACUCUCGACUAAGGAUAAGAAGGAUAGUCCACUUUUCGACUUCUUAACUCAAAUUUUCCGAGGCAGUCUACGUUCUCCUCUUAAGGAGUCGAAUAUGAGCCUGUAUCUUUCUAUCGAUCAUCCACAGGCUCAAAUCAGAGAGCUUGCCCUCAAGAAGCUCUCUGAACUAGCUGCAGCAUCAAGCCCAGACGAGCAAGGAGAGAUGAACACUGUCUUGCGAGAGGCUUAUAUGCGUCGUCUUAGUGAUGAUAACUAUAACAUUUUACGGGCUGUUAUAUCUGCCGACGAUCUCGUUAAGCUUGUUCCAUCCGAGCGACUCCUACACUCGCUUUCAUCUAUCCUUGGCACAUGCUCUAUGAAAAUAUCUGAAGGCAGCGAUUCGUCGACUAGUGACGUGAAGUCUAUAGCCAAGAAGACAGUCCAUCUUCUUGCGACUCGGUUUUUAGAACAACACCCGAGUUACGUGGAGGCCGUUGGUCUUGUUUUUAUGGACCACCUGCUUCAAAAUCCAAAGACGCGGAGACUCAACAAGUACGUGUUGGAGGCAGCUGGGACAUUAAAUUUUUCAUUCUUCAAGAACUUGUCGAAAGUUCUCGAGCAAACACCUUUCCAAAAUGAGAAGGAAAACAUGAAAGCCAAGGAGAAGGUGGAGAAGCAAAAGGAAUGGAUUGCAACUGUCAAUCAGAAGAUAGUCAAAUGUUUGGCGGUACGAGUCAGUAAAGAACCGAAUACUUUCGCGCCUUUCCUUCUCAGAUCGAAUAUGAGUGACGAUUCAAAAGUUCUCGCGGUUCUCGUUCUUCUUCAGUGUUUUCACAAACACACGAAAGAUAUCACUCCAAGUUUUGUCGAAACUUCUCUACGGUGGCUUAGAGAUGAGUGGACAAGUGUAGGUUCUCGAAUAUCGUCACCAGUGCCGGAGCUUCAAAAGAUCGACUAUUCUGCAUGGCAAGAUGUAUUCUAUGUACCUGAGUCUAGCUCAACGUAUGUAUAUAUGGAGCUUUUACUUCGUGCUUUGCACAGCUUAGUCGUAUGUGUGCCUAUCACCACCGAUGUGAACUUAGAGAAGGACGGUGGAAUCGGCCAAGAUACCAGAAAUGAGCUCUUUGUUUUCUUUGCCGGAUUCUCUUCUGUGAAAAUCUUCAUCCCUCACAUUGAGCUCCUUCUGAGCUGCCUACCUGCCCCAGAUACUUUCACAUUUUUGUCUAAGUUCUUCAUCUCGGAAGGAUCAGCUGUUCCUGCGUUCGUCCAAGUUCAUAGUUUGGAUGUACUAGCUUCUCAGCUUCUGAACUGCUCAAGCAAGUUGAAGGGGUCUGAUGGCAUAUCGGUUAAUCAUCUUGAAGGCAUACUUCCCUCGUUGCUAGUGGCAUUAUCUAGUCCGCUUAAGGCUGUCCGUACCAGUGCCAUUAGGUGCUUGGAAAAUCUACUUAUUACAUGGGACAAGCUGGGUCAACGAGGGAAGAAAGGACUGAAGAAAGCACAAUCCGCUUUCCUGGAUCCUGCCACAUUUGGAAAUGUUAUCCGAGCUUUGGUGGCAGCAAGAGAAACCUUUAUUGGGAGUGGAACUUCUCUUGGUCAGUUUCUCUCUGAGAAAUUCGGUCCCAGCCAAGGUUCGGCUAUGGAAAUGGACACGAAAGGGAAUGGAGAUGCAAGCCACCAGUCAGUCGUGUGCUUCCUCGUCGAUCAUACCUUCCGUCUGCCUGUGCAUGCCCAGCGAGUGAUAUUUUCAGCUCUUCAAGGAAUUGCACACGGUUCUGAGCUCGUUAGUGCAACUCAUGAGAGAUUCAAACAACUCGUGGAGUGUCGAAAGCUCUGCCAUCUGCAAAAUCCUUCGGAAGGAACAUUUGAAAAGCUAACACAGGGCGAAGUUCAACUUUUGGAAGUUUUAGUUCAAAUGUAUACACCUGAAGUAAUCCUUGAUGACGAUAAAUUCAUACCUGCGUUCCUCGAAACUCUUCUGAUCGAAGGAGGAUCUUUACUAGACGCUGCUGUAGUACAACCAUGCUUUGCAGCGCUGAAGUGCUUGAAGCCAAAUUUCUACGCUGCUCUCAGUAGUCCAUCACAGGAUUUGGUGUUUCAAUCUCUCAUCAACCUGUCCACUAUCGACAAUGAAGUACUUCGCUCUGAAGCGCAUUCUGUACUCAGAGCAAUCAAGAUCGACGCGACAACGGUAGCAAGACACGUAGGAUAUUUAUUGAAAGAGGAGCCUAAGCCAACCGUUGUUGCGAGAAAAAAGAAGAGAAGUAAAGUGGUGGAAUCUUCACCCUCUCAAUGCGAAAAUUGGCCUCUUAAAGGCCGUUUGCAAAGUAGCACGUCUUCUAUCUUGGAGCUUCUUCUGUGGAAGUCGGACAUGCACGGAAGGCAAGUACUCGUCUCUCCUUUGUGCAAACUUUUGAGGAGCAUCAUCAGCGGAGUGUGGCCUGUUUCGAGCAAUGAAGAAGACGCUUCCAUGGAGGAAGCCGCUGCAAAGAAAGAGCGAGAUUCAGCUCAAGCUGGGACUGUUAUAAAUAUACAUCACCUUUUGUUGAUGAUCUUGGAUUUUAUAGCACGAGACCUCGUUUCUAAAGAGGACAAUUCGAAGGACACUACAAAUCAGACUGGAUUCGAUGUUGAUGCGGUUGUUGUCUCUGUAAACAAGGCAACAGAUGCAGCAACAAGAAAUUAUGCCCUUGCCUUACUCACCUCGUUAGGAAAAUUAAUACCUCAAGAAGUUUUGAAGCACGUGAUUGACAUCCUCGGAGUAGUCGGGGAGUCGAGUGUAACGCAGGAUGACAGUCAUUCGCAUGAAGUCGUUUCGCAAAUGUUGACAGCUGUUGUACCAGUUUGGUUAGCCGUGGAGAAAGAUCCAACAGCACUGCUGCAGGUAUUUGUGAAUGCCCUGCCAAGAGUUCCACCCCAUCGGAGGAUGACCCUGGUUACAAAUCUUCUCAGAGUGACAGCAGUCGAAGAGAGCCUGCACAUCUUCGUCUACCUACUUUUGCGACAAGCGACUGUACACGAUAGUUUGCAGAUGGAGUUUGGAGCAACUUUGUGCAGACAUUACUCUUUGGACGCAAGACUCCCUGCCAUGGUCAAGCUGUUGAGUAUGGUUAAGGUGGAUAAUAGAAUGGCUUCAAGUGAAAAGUCUUCUGUGAAGAAAUCUUGGUCAAUUCAGCAGUCAGCCACUAAGUUUGUUGCUAACCAGUUGCGAAGUUCAGAAGGUCAUGCCGACGCCGAUAUCUCUGAAGUUCUUCAGUCGUCUUAUGUUGCCUUGAUGGAGCUAGUACUCUUACAACUCCAGACCCUAGGAAAGAGUGCCAGUAUAUCCAGCGCUUUAAAGAAAGAUUGUCAAGAUACGGCAUGUUUCUUGUUGGACAAUCUUACUCAUUUGAUGGCGUCUUCGGAAUACAUCAAAGGCAUCAGCUUCUUGCUCACGCACUCAGAUUCAAGCAUACGAAGAAAGGCCCUACGUAUGUACGCAACAAAGUUGAAGGAGCAAGAGGUACCUAAGCGGAUGAGGCAAUCUAGACAGAAGCAGGCUUCUGGAAAGGUUACCAAUGAAGAUUCUUUCACAAAGGAAGAGCUUGAUAUUCGCGUCCAAAUUGUCAAGGAUAUCACAGAUCUUCUCUCUGGUCCUAAAGAGGAGCAGAGUGUCAGUGCAAAGAUCGCUGCCAUUGAUGCCCUGGAUAUUUCUGCACUCAAAUUUGGAGGAAGAGUUCCAGAGAUCUUCACGACAGCAUUGUCAGCUCUUAUUAAAAACUUCCAAUCUCUAAAUAGGACUCUUAUUGCUGCGGCUUUGAGAUGUGUGUCCACAAUCUUAGCUCAGUUGGGUCCCCAAGCUUUACCUGUUCUACCGGACACUGUGAUGGGUCUUUUUGAUGUUGCAGACAAGACGCUUGGCCAACCACAGAAACCACUGUCCACAGCUGACGACCAUGAAGAUUUAGUAUCAAGUGGCAGCGAACAAUCUGACCUUCUGCUUGCAAUCCUCCUCUCCAUUGAAACCUUACUGGACAAGCUGGGAUCUUUCCUCACUCCCUACUUGUCAAAGAUAGUCGGUCUUGUUGUCUUGCAGCCCUCCUUGGUUACAGGUUCUGUAGUGGAAAUUAGUAAGAAGGCCGAGGAUGUACGACUUCUGAUUCCAACAAAAUUGCCGGCUCGUCUCCUUUUGGAUCCUCUCAUGAGUGUAUACAACAAGGCUGUCGAAGCGGGCGAAGAUUCGACUUGUGCUCUCUUUGAUAUGCUUGGGGCAAUGACAUCAAAGUUAGACCGUUCCUCAGUUGCAGCAUAUCACGCCAAAAUUUUUAACUUCUGUUUGGCAGCAUUUGAUCUCCGCCGCAACUCUAUCCAUUUCCUCCCGAAUAUUUCACGGGUUGAGAACUCCGUAGUGUCGGCGAUAGUGUCCCUGGUCAUGAAAUUGAGCGAGACCUCAUUUAAACCAUUGUUUGUGAAAGUUCUGGAAUGGGCCGAAUCUGAAGAGUCCACAGGAGUUUCCGUGGCGGGCAAAAGCGUCGACAGAAAUAUCGUUUUCUACAAGCUCGUAAAUCAGCUGGCUGAAAAGCUCAGGUCUGUUUUUGUCCCCUACUUUCAGUACCUCCUAAAUGGAUGUGUGCAAUAUCUCAUGAGCGGAACAAUCCCACAAAAGCCGAAGAAGAAGAAGAAGAAACAAGUAGAAGAACUAUCAGCCAGUUCUUCAGAAUGGCAUCUCCGGCAAUUGGUUCUUUCAUCUUUGCACAAGUGUUUCUUGUACGAUACAGUGGGCUUUUUGGAUACAGCUAGAUUUGAGCAAUUAUUAGAGCCUGUCGUGACCCAAAUUGGCGUGGACCCACCGACGGCACUCUCAACUACAAAGCACGUCCCUACUGUAUCGGAAAUGGACGAUACAAUUGUAUCUUGCUUGGGCCAGAUGGCCUUGACCGCAGGAAGCGAUCUCUUAUGGAAACCUCUGAAUCAUGAGGUCUUGAUGAAAACACGCAUGAUCCAUGAGAGAUGUCGUCUGCUGGGCUUGCGUGUCGUGAAGUUCCUUGCUGAGCACCUGAAGGAGGAGUAUCUCGUUCUUCUUCCAGAAACUAUACCAUUCCUUGCUGAGUUAUUGGAAGAUGAGGAACUUACAGUGGUCGCGAAGACACAGGAGGUGGUGAAGCUUUUGGAAGACUUGAGCGGUGAAGAUCUAGCUCAGUACUUUUAGAAGUACUGAGCUAGAUCUUUCAUUGUUCAAAUAAUUAAUAUAUUCUCGUUCAGUAUGUAGAUGAAGUGUUUCCCAAGCUGCUGAGUACGUAGGAGAAUCAGCUCUCCCUUUUAUGUGUAACUGUUCCAAUUUCUCGCUUCAAGUUUUCUUCCAUUGAAGCGAGUAUUGUUGUGCGAUAUCGAAACAUGUUUCCCCGAGCUGGGAAGUCACUUCCUCCAAUUACGAUUCCUGGGGAGGACUCUUACGGUUUUUAGAUUAUAAUGGAUUCAAGUACUACGUUGAUGUGCAUUGAGAAAGGAAGAAGCAUGUGUAUCCAACCAACGAAGCGUAGGCUAAGAUGUCCUGGCCAAUAUUCCCGAGUAUCAGUGUGGGUGGCUACCAUUGAGAAAAGCCUUCUCUUUCUUAGUGGAUGUGUGGAUCUCCAUUUGAUAUCACGUUAAUCGCCCGAUCUAUCUUCAUACAAAUUAAAAGUAAGCCAU